GAAUCCGAAGGAAAGAAUUAUGGUCAGAUUUGCCAAAUGGAGGACAGACAGCCAUAUAGAAAAAUGUCUUCAGAUAUGGAUGGGACCAUGCUCCUGGGGGUGGAAGGCAUUAAGAAAACCAUCCUGUAUGGAGGGACAGCUGAGAUGCCCCGGUUCAUUACUGGGACCAAGGUGACCUUCCAUUUCCGUACCCAGCUGUGUGAUGAUGAUCGUACGGUGAUAGACGACAGUAAGGUGACGGGCGUGCCAAUGGAGGUGGUGAUCGGGAACAUGUUCAAGCUGGAGAUCUGGGAGACCCUGCUCACCUCCAUGAGGAUCGGAGAGGUGGCCGAGUUCUGGUGCGAUGUCACCCACACUGGUCUCUACCCCCUGGUGGCCAAGAGCUUGCGGCGCAUCGCGGAGGGCAAGGACCCUGUGGACUGGCACAUCCAUUCGUGUGGCAUGGCCAACAUGUUUGCCUACCACACCCUGGGCUAUGAUGACCUGGACCAGCUACAGAAGGAGCCUCAGCCUCUCUACUUUGUACUGGAACUGGUCAAGGUGCAGCAGCCCAGUGAGUAUGACAGGGAGUCGUGGGCUCUGAAUGAUGAGGAGAGACUGAAGGCUGUGCCCUUGCUCCACGGCCAGGGGAACAAGCUCUACAAACUGGGGCGCUACCAGGACGCCACCAACAAAUACAAAGAGGCCAUAGUCUGCAUCAAGAACAUACAGCACAAGGAGAAAGCAUGGGAAGCCCCCUGGCUGAAGCUAGAGAAGAUGGGGAACAUGCUGACUCUCAACUACUGCCAGUGUCUGCUCCGUAUGGAGGAGUACUAUGAGGUCAUAGAGCAUACCAGUGACAUCAUCAAUCAGCACCCAGGUGAAAUGAAGGCGUUCUACGUGCGAGGGAAGGCCCACAUUGAGGUGUGGAACGAAGCUGAGGCGCGGGCUGACUUUGAGAGGGUUCUAGAUCUGGACCCUGGCAUGAAGAAGGCUGUUAAGAGGGACCUGGGUGUCCUCAAUAUGAGGAUGGAGGAGAAGAAUGAGGAGGAUAAAGUCAAGUACAAGGGCAUGUUCUGACAUGGCCCAGGAGAUAUGCAGAUAUGGAGGGGGAGGGUCAAAGUUAAAGUGGACAGCACAGAUGGUGCUUGUGGAGGAAGAGAGGAGAGAUGGGCAAAGCAAGAGAGAGAGAGAGAGAGAGAGAGAGAGAGAAAAUGUAUCCUAGAUCAUUGUUACUUAUUUAUCUAUGUUUUUCCUGGAACAUUGUUUGGUGGUCAAUCCAUUUGGGUAGAACAUGUAUCCAUUAUGUCUGACUUGAAUGGUUGAAGCCCAACAAGUACUGCAUCUAGUCAUAAAAUGCAAAUAAAUCUUGGUGUAGAUUAUGUACUCAUCAGAUAUUGAA
Oncorhynchus kisutch (coho salmon) is the source of this 1381-nucleotide messenger RNA. It is a transcript of the gene aipl1, whose product is annotated as aryl hydrocarbon receptor interacting protein-like 1. The transcript has 7 exons. NCBI's taxonomy places the organism in Eukaryota, Metazoa, Chordata, Actinopteri, Salmoniformes, Salmonidae. Gene Ontology annotation, molecular function: protein binding; peptidyl-prolyl cis-trans isomerase activity. The record is from RefSeq and is a predicted model, not a curated record. Bases 37 to 1059 code for a protein of 340 amino acids.